AUGGACAACGCCAGAGCCCCCUCAAACACGCUGGUGCUGGCGUUCAAAGAAGACACUGCACUGACAGAGAUGAUGCGUCUCCGUGUGUCGUCUCUGCAGCGCUCGGGGCAGAAGCGUCAGGACGGCGAGCGACUGCUUCUCCCCCACGAGGCCGUGUACCGGCUGGACUUCCCCGCCCAGGAGCUGAACUUCUCCCGCUGGUACUUCUCCCUCGCCGCCCACGGCCGCGUCACCAUCACCGGCAUCUCCCAGCACUGGACCCCCGACCUCACCCACCUGAUGACCCGUCAGCUACUGGAACCGAUCGGAACGUUUUGGCGAAAUGCCCAGGACCCAGAGGAUUCCCCGCUCAAGUGGCUGGAGGCAGACAUGCAGGAGUUCGGCGAGAGGAUCGCCGAGCUGGCCAAGGUCAGGAAGGUCAUGUACUUUCUGUUUGCCUUCAAGGACGCCGCGGAGGCGGCAAAUCUCAGCUGCUCGGUGGAGUUCACACUAGACAAAUGA
Anoplopoma fimbria (sablefish) is the source of this 501-nucleotide messenger RNA. RefSeq names its product olfactory marker protein a (gene ompa). Lineage: Eukaryota; Metazoa; Chordata; Actinopteri; Perciformes; Anoplopomatidae. Gene Ontology annotation, biological process: sensory perception of smell; signal transduction. The record is from RefSeq and is a predicted model, not a curated record. Bases 1 to 501 code for a protein of 166 amino acids. The transcript has 2 exons.